Molecule: messenger RNA, 1004 nt
Organism: Ambispora leptoticha
Lineage: Eukaryota; Fungi; Glomeromycota; Glomeromycetes; Archaeosporales; Ambisporaceae
Source: the annotation of a GenBank genome assembly
CUACUAUCCUUAUAGCAAACUGUGAAGAAAAGUCGGUAAAAUUGGCAAAAUUCCAACUUUCGGAAAGCAAUUUAAUAUCGGAAAGUUUUGAUUUGUCGUGUCAGUCUUUUCUCAAUAGUUUGAAAGAAGAAUUCUUUAAAACUUUGGGGCACCAUUUCAGUGAAGAAGCUGUCAAAAAAUUUCGAAAUUGUCAUUACGGGCAAGCGGAAUAUCUUUACAGAAGGUUUUGUUUGCCCAGUAUAAUUAACAGUUUUAGAGGCGAUACAAAAACAUUUAAAAUUGUUGAGUUGGAUAUUGAUGAGCGGUGUCCAAGCUUGGCGAGUUAUGUUACAGGGGAACAACGAAAGCGAUUUGAAGAAGAGGAUUGGAUUUUAGAACUCGAUUUCCACAACGUUAAAUCAAUUUUCGACCCAGUAGUCGAUAAAAUUCUUGAAUUCAUUAUGCAACAAAUUUUAGAUUCUAAACCGAUUGAUGUUAUAUUUUUAGUUGGGAAAUUUUGUGAGAUUCCUUAUUUCUUAAAGCGUGUAAAAGAAAAAUUUACUGGAAAAGUACAAGAAAUUAUUGUCCCAGCCCGGCCUGCAACUUCAUUAUGGAAUUAUGGAAUCGGUAUACAUAAUAAUUGGAAAGCAAAACAUACAAGCAUGGAAAUAUCGACUACGGCCUCAUAUGAAUUUUUUCAUCUAAUUGCGCGUAAAGGAACAUUAAUCGAUAAAACACAAGAAUUUUCUGUUCUUUUCUCGCCAGUUCCAUUCUUUGCGAAUCAGCUGGAUGUAAAUAUCUAUGUCACCGAAAAGGAUGAUGUAAAGUUGUGUUCGGAUGAAGGUGUAAAGAUUUUUGGAAGGAUAACCGUUAUUCUUCCAGAUUUUAUGGAAUCUAUUAAUGAAAUUCUUGCUGUGAAAUUAAUCUUUUAUAUUGGAAAAAAUGAAUUCAAAACUAUUGCAAAAAAUUCACAAACUGACAAAGAACUCGAAACGAUCUUAGAUUUCAACAUUGAUCUUUCUUAA